Molecule: messenger RNA, 3071 nt
Organism: Lotus japonicus
Lineage: Eukaryota; Viridiplantae; Streptophyta; Magnoliopsida; Fabales; Fabaceae
Exons: 2
Coding region: 86-1804 (572 amino acids)
Molecular function (GO): RNA binding
Source: RefSeq, a predicted model, not a curated record
UUUUUUGCUUCUUGUCAUUUUUCCUAUUAGGGUUCUUCAUGCAUUUUUUACCAUGUUUCAAUAAAUUCAAUAAGCAAUUACUCGUAUGAGAGAGAGAGGCUCUGACGGGUUGCCUUCACGGUGGUGGCCCCAAUCACGGCAGUGGCCCCAAUCACGGCGGUGGCCGGCGCAAGGUCAUGUCUGGCGGGCGAAUCGGUGGUUGCGAACGGAGAUUCAGUCCAAUGGCUACGAACCAAACAAUCGAGUGAGGCACCAGAGCUCCUGGAACACGCAACGGCAAAACUGGUUGCCACGAUGGAAGCAGGAGCACCAAACAUCACAGCGUGAGUGGCGGCCAUGGCUUGGGAGCGAUCGAGAGGAUCAGCACUAUCAGAGGAGUAUACCAGCGGACUCAGUAAAAAAAAAUAGCCAGCGCAAGACGGUAUCUCGUGUUGGUCAGGACGUGAAGACACAGGGCCAGUCUUUCUCAGUCUAUGUAGAUGGUUUGAGUGACAGGAUUACCUUGAUAAAAUUGAAAACAAUUUUCGGAAAGGCAGGGAGAGUGAAGGAUGUCUUCAUCCAAUUCAAGAGAAAAUUUCAGCGGCGUUUUCGGUACGGAUUUGUUCGGUUUCAGAACGAUGAAGAGGCUUGGCGGGCAAUUCGAACUCUGAAUGGCCUUCGAAUAGAUGGCAACUAUUUGGUGGUUAAAAGGGCAAACCCAAAACAAGCCACCACUAACUCCGUGCCCAGGAAAAUAUGGCGGCCUAAGAAAGAGCAGAAACAAGCAAUUCCGAUCAUAAAAAAGGAGACACUCAAGGAAGAAGUCAGUAUUCGUGAGGCUCCACGACAACCAGAUGUUGGGCAAUUGAGAUUUUUGCCUUCUGAUAUGGAUACUAUCUGGUACCAACGCUGUGCACGAGCUCGCACUCUUGAGGCGAAACCAGUCGAUGUAAUUCAGGACGAACUUGCUCGAAUUGGUAUGUACAACUUUCGCUUAAUACCAUUAGGUGCAGAGGAGCUUCUGUUAGAAUUUGAGAGCAAGGAGGAGAUGACAGAAACUCUCGAAGAGUGUAGUUUCUUCCUGGAACAGAAAUUAACGGAUUUACACCCCUGUACUUCGCUAACUUUUGGGGUUGCUCAUCUGGUGUGGAUUCGUCUGUGGCAAGUUCCGCUAGGUUUAUGGUCGGAUUCCUUUUUUACAGCUAUUGGAAAUAGGCUGGGCAAAUUUGUGGAAGUGGAUGUCGCAACUAAACAGCGCCAUCGGGCGGAUUUUGCUCGCAUUCUUGUUCGUAUGCAUCAUCCGCUUCUUCACUGUUUUUCAAUGUCAGUAGAUAUGGAGGGAACAACAUGUGUGAUUCUAGUAGAGAAAGAUGUCUAUGCUUAUGAUUAUGGAAAGAUGGAAACCAUGCCGUCGACUCCGGUAAAGCUAUACAACUCGGAGGAUGCUACUGACUUCGGCGAUUAUUCGGAAAAUGAUAAUGACAUAUUCAGUCAGGAGGUACAUGAACCAGUCUUGCGUUUGGAUGAAAAGUUUGAUGCUGUUGCUGAUGUUGAUUCAGGAGAAGAGGAUAAGGUUUUCAGGAAUGAUACAAUGGAAGGGCUCCAAAAUAGGGUGGACGUGGAAGGAAUUUAUCCAGGAACGAACUCAGUUUUGCAUUCCGGUGAUUGUGGUGAUUGUGAAGCACAGCUACAGGACACGCACGCAGCGGCAGCGGCAGCCUUAGUCUGCCCGUCCUUGCACCAGGAGGGGGUGCAACAAAAAAAUUCAAAUUUUACUGCAUUGAAUGGAGCUUUCAACGCAGGGAAGGAAGUUUUGGAGCAGUAACAGGUUCUGAAAGAAACUGGCUAUACGGUGGAGGAAAUUGAGGAAUGGAGGAGAAAUACAAGAACAGAAGCAAAUAUGUUAUUCAAAAAACAAAUCUUUCCUUUUGUUUUCAAAUCUCCUGAUUUUAUUUCAAAUAAAUUCUAUUCUGUUACAGGUUUUUCAUUCAAUUCACAGGAUAUUCCUCAAAAAUAUAGUUGGCCUCUUUACUCAACUUUCUGGGACCCACUUCAAGUUCAACAAUUGCAAAGGCCCUGUUUGCCUCAAGGAAUUCACAAUAAAUUUGAUUUAUUGAGGUUUGCAACUUAUCUACCAGCACCGUUUGGUUCUGUUUUUAACGUGACAGAAGCUGCAAGUCAAGAACAAUACGUUCGAACUUCUCCUCAUCAAAUAAUACGGCAGAAUUCCACUGGCAACGUUCCACUCCCUCAAAGAUGCGACACACAACAUCAAUCUUCUUCUCCUCUCCAGGAACCUCAGUCUUCGUUCAAAGAAGUAGAACUAUCGCUGGCUGACUUAACUACACCAACGCCUCACAAUUCCCCAAACACAAAUUCCUCUAAGAAAAGCUCACAGAGGGGACGGCCUAAGGGUAGCAAAAAUAAACCUAUAGCGUUGCCGAUUGAUUUUUUAGAACCAGUUACAGGUGAGGAUGGCGUCACAACACGCGCGCAGCGAGCUUGGUUGCUUGGUCAGGAGCUAGGAUUAAAACCGCGCGGUUCAGAAGCACUAAUGUUGAGAGGUUUGGAAGCCCAAAUCCGUGAAAAUCACCCACACCUCAAUUGAGAUGUCGGGACCUUGGUUCACAUGGAAUGUUCGUAGGCUAGGUGGAACAACAAAGAGGGAGAUUGUGAAAAAAGCAAUUCAACAGCUGAAGCCAGAAUUUUCAUGCUGGCGUUGAUGCUGUUGUUUUUACUGCUGAUUGGAAUCGCUGUUUUUCUGUUGUCGCUGGUGCUGUCUUUGCUGUUGCUGAUAUGUGUUUGAUGCUGGUGCUGGUGCUGGUGCUGUCAUUGCUGGUUGCUGAUGCUGUCAUUGCUGGUGCUGAUAUACGCUGCUGCUGUCAUUGCUUUGCUGUUAUGUGAUGUUGCUGUUAUGUGUUGUUGCUGUUGUUACUCGAAAUGGAGGCUGUUUUUGCUGUUGUUGGUUGCUGUUUUGCCUUUUAGCUGUUGCUGAUUUGACAGAUUUAUGUUGUUGUUUGCUGUUUUGUACUUUGCUACAUGGAAUAGUGUGUUGUUCAUGUUAUAAAAUUUGGGCUACUGAAAUAGGAAAA